Danio rerio (zebrafish) is the source of this 1858-nucleotide messenger RNA. The record is from RefSeq and is a predicted model, not a curated record. NCBI's taxonomy places the organism in Eukaryota, Metazoa, Chordata, Actinopteri, Cypriniformes, Danionidae.
GUGUGUGUGUGUGUGUGUCAGUCAGAGUCCCUCUCUCCUCCUCUGCUGGUAUUGUUGUUGUUGUUAUUAUGGGAUGCCAUUGUGCCGCUGCUGCCCUCAGCCUGCGGAUCUCAGUAACUCGCACUGCCGGACACAUUCGGUCAUGUCUCCCGGGCGGGCAUCGCGUCUGGCGGACUGAGGGUUUAUGAUUCCGCGCGGCUUUCGCUGAAGAUCGCAGAAGAUGCCGCGGAAGACGCUGCGCGCCGCCGUUGGGCUGCUUUGCGCGGGCGCCGGUCUGGUUCAGGGUAAGGUGUUCUGCUCUGGUGUGAAUAAUGAACAGUACCGCUGUGAGAUGGGCUACUGCUGCGGGGAGACGGAGUGCUGCACCUACUACUAUGAGCUGUGGUGGUUCUGGUUGGUGUGGACUCUGAUCAUCCUGAUGAGCUGCUGCUGCGCCUACAGACACCGGCGGGUAAAGAUGCGUCUGCAGCAGGAGCAGCGGCAGAGAGAGAUCAGCCUCAUGGCCUAUCAGGGGGCGUCCAGCUCAUACAUCAGCCCUGCGCCCCUCAACCUGCGCUUCUGGACGGACUGUAAGCUGCCGGACUAUGAGGAGGUGAUGGCGCACCCGCCCACGCCCCCCCCACCCUACUCAGAGUCUGCAGCCACUGUGGGAGGAGCUAUGGAGGAGCCGCAGCACGGGGCAGAGCUGCAGCAGGGGGAGGAGCCGCAGCAGGGGGAGGAGGAGCCCAGCGGCCGGCGCAGACACGUGACGGGUGACUCGGGCAUCGAGGUGUGUGUGUGCCAGCUGGAGGACGAGGACGAGCGGUGCACGGGUGCUGACGGCGGCUGCUGCCCUGAACACCAGAGCCUGCAGGGGAAGGAGACGGAGCCGGCGGCACCGCAAACACUGCAGCAGACACUGUAACACCGCGCUGCAGAGAGUGUGUGCGUGUUUCCCAGCAUCGCUCCAGCUUUCCUCCACUCAGACUGAUCCACAGACUGUUUGUUUUCCACUGCUGCUCCGUGACUUCAGCCCUGAGAGACUGACACACCUCCCGCAGGACACACACACACACACGCACACACAUGCGCACACGUGCAGCGGCACACCCACUUUUAUAUGUUUGUGUGCCUAAAACUUCAAUGACUGCCGCUGGAGUGAUGACUUCAUGCAUGAGAGUGUGUGUGUUAGUCUGUGUCUCUGGAUGACUGUGUGUGUGUGUGUGUGUGUGUGUGUGUGUGUGUGUGUGUGUGCGUGUGUGACACUGAUAUCUGCAUGUCGGAUGUGUAAAUCUGCACCUCCUGUCUGACCGGACUGAGCUUUACUGUAAGGGCUACUCAUUGUGGUGUUCGGAGAGAGAGUGUUUGUGUGUGUGUGUGUGUGUGUGUGUGUGUGACUGCGCUGAACACACUCUCGCCGCCGCCUCGCUCACUACUCAUCAUCAUAACUCUGCUGUUUACAGACUCUGUGCCUUUCCCUGUGGAGAAACAGACUGACGGACUCACUCGGCUAUGCAAAACUCAGCAGCAGCGCCCUCGCGCGCGUGUGUGUGUGUGUGUGUGUGUGUGUGUGUACGUGCUCCCCCGGAUGCUCUUAAACAUGAAGCCUUUGACAUUGAGCAGCUGUGCGUCUGCAGCGUGUGUGCGUGCGCGUGUGUGUGUGUGUUUAAUAGUGAUGCUGAUGUGUAAUGAGGAGCUCCUCUGUGUGACUCCUGCACUGUAGUAGAGCUGAGCGGAGGUGUGUGUGAGUUCAGACGGAGCGAGAUGAUGAUGAUGAUGAUGAUGAUCUGGGCUGUGUGUGGUCUCCGCGGUUGGCUGGUGUGUUUCUAUAGUCAUUUGUAUUUUAUUUUUGUAAUAAAACAAUAAAGCAGCUUUGGCA